Messenger RNA from Aspergillus ibericus CBS 121593, 1763 nucleotides. Its product is annotated as flavin-containing monooxygenase. The transcript has a single exon. NCBI's taxonomy places the organism in Eukaryota, Fungi, Ascomycota, Eurotiomycetes, Eurotiales, Aspergillaceae. The coding region runs from base 175 to 1641 and encodes 488 amino acids. The record is from RefSeq and is a predicted model, not a curated record.
AUCUGAAGCUGCGCAACUUGCAGCCCGUUGCACUUCCCCUCGUCUGCCUCGGACGCCAUUCGGCCACAGCCGAGGCCAUGUGAGGGGUGUGUGCCAGUCUGUCUAUAAAUCGUGGUCGGGGAUUCCAUUCCAUCGGUCUCUCCUUGUUUCCAUCUCCCCUAUACAUCAUUCAUCAUGGAUACUGAUUCCGAACCUCUUGACGUGCUCAUCGUGGGCGCCGGUAUCUCCGGCAUCAACGCGGCCUAUCGCGUGCAAUCGCAGUUCCCCAACUAUCGCUACGCCAUCAUUGAGGCUCGCGACCGGCUGGGCGGCACCUGGGAUCUCUUCAAGUACCCCGGCAUUCGCUCCGACUCGGAUCUCUUCACCUUUGGCUUCUCGUGGUAUCCCUGGGAUCGCAGCAACCCCAUCGCCGAGGGGGCCUCGAUCGUGUCAUAUCUGCAUCGGGCCACCAAAAAAUAUGGCAUCGACCAGCACAUCCACUACCAGCAGCGCCUGCUGGGCGCCGACUGGUCCUCGGAAGACCAACUCUGGUCGCUGACCAUCGACCACAAUGGCCAGUCGCGUCCCUUGACGGCGCGCUUCCUCAUCUUUGGCACGGGCUACUACGACUACAACCAGCCCCUGCAGGCCGACAUCCCCAACCUGUCACGCUUCACGGGGGAAGUCAUUCACCCGCAGUUCUGGCCCGAGGACCUGGACUACAAGGACAAGAACAUUGUCAUCAUCGGCAGCGGUGCCACAGCCAUUACUCUGCUGCCUAAGCUGGCCGAAAAGGCCGCCCGCGUGACAAUGCUGCAGCGCAGUCCGACGUACAUCCUGUCCCUUCCCAACCGGAACAAAUCAUGGUUGAGCUAUGUGCUGCCGUCCGGCAUCUUCCGCCGCUUCCAGCGCCUCAACUGGUUCAUCAGCUCGUGGCUGUUCUUCUGCUUCUGCCAGGCCUUUCCGAGUGUCGCGAAAUUCCUGCUGCGGUUGUCGGUGACACGCCAGCUGCCCGAGUCGGUACCAUUCUCUCCGCACUUCGAGCCGCGGUACAAUCCCUGGGACCAGCGUCUCUGCGUGUGUCCCGAUGGAGACUUUUUCCGCUCGCUGCACUCGGGCCAUGCCGACGUCAAGACCGACACCAUCCGCACCGUCACCGAGACCGGCAUCGAGCUAAAUUCUGGUGAGACUCUCCCGGCCGACCUGAUCGUGACUGCUACGGGCCUGCGUCUCCAGAUCGCAGGCGGCGCCUCUCUCACCGUUGACGGCAUCCCCGCGCACCUCCCAGACAAGUACCUCUGGCACGGCAUGAUGGUGCAGGACCUCCCCAACACGGCCUUUGUGAUCGGAUACACCAACGCGUCAUGGACCCUGGGCGCCGAUGCCACCGCGCUGUUCCUGUGCCGGUUGAUGGGCGAGAUGGACCGCCGGGGCAGUCCGUCGGCAACGCCGCGCCUCCAGGGCGAUGAGAUCACUAAGAUCCAACCGCGUCGCCUGCUGAACCUGAACUCGACGUACGUGACGCGCGCCGUGGGAUCCUUGCCCAAGGCCGGCGAUCGGGGGCCGUGGGUGCCGCGGGAGAAUUAUCUGCAGGAUGUGUGGUUUGCACAGCAUGGCGAGUUGAACGGAAUAGAGUUUGCAGGGGGGAAGAAGGAGCAGUAGAUCUGCUUUUCAUUCUUUCGGUAUUCUUACUUUCACAAUCCUAAUGUUCCCUAGUGUAUGUAUCUGAUGGUUAUGCGUAUAUAUUCUUGUCCUAGUCGAUAAUCUACAUAAUAACCUAAUGA